AUGUUACAAAGCUUGAUAAGGAGGUCUUCGCAGCUCACAACGCUGCCUAAUAAGAUUAGAGUCGCUUCAGAUCCAGCGGCUGGACACUUCAACUCCCUUGGUGUUUACCUCCACGCUGGUAGUAGAAUAGAGAAACCAGAGUACUCGGGUAUAUCUCACAUAAUAGACAAGUUAGCCUUUAAAUCAACCCAGAAUAGAGACGAAGAGACUAUUUCAAACCAGAUUACAGCUCUUGGUGGUCAGUUCAUGUGUAGCAGCAGUAGGGAGACCAUCAUGUACCAAUCGGCGAUUUUCAAGAAAGAUUUAUCAGCAGCUAUGGAUAUUCUCAGUGAUACAAUCAGGAAUCCAAACCUCAGUGAAGAGGAACUCGACUUUCAGCGCCAAUCUGCUUUCUGGGAGAUCAAAGAAAUCUACAGUAAACCAGACAUGAUCCUCCCAGAACUCGUACACCACACAGCAUACAAGAACAACACUCUAGGAAACCCCCUCUUAUGUCCAGAAGAGCGUUUGAAUGAAAUUACGCCAACUUUGGUCCAGAAUUACCUCAACGAUUGGUUCAGACCUGAUAGGAUAGUCAUUGCAGGAUGUGGUAUUGACCACAACCAACUUGUAGAACUCUCAGAGAAACAUUUCGGUGAUAUGAAAGCUCUCACACCUUUAGAUCAAGAAAACGCAAAUAAGUCUGCCACUUACACCGGCGGUGAUUUAUAUAUAGAAGACAACACUCAAGAUAUGACUCACAUUUACAUCGCUUUUGAAGGUAUUGGUAUUGACGAUGAUGAUGUCUACGCAACCGCCGUUUUACAGAUGCUUUUAGGUGGUGGUGGAAGCUUCUCAGCUGGCGGUCCAGGUAAAGGAAUGUACAGUAGAUGUUACACACACGUACUCAACUACCACUAUGCGGUCGAUUAUUGCGCUUCUUUCCAUCAUUGUUAUGCAGACUCAGGUCUGUUUGGUAUCAGUGCAGUCGUAUUACCAGGCUACAACUCUAAAAUCGUCGAUAUUCUCGCAAGAGAACUCACUUUAUUGACAUUACCUCCAUACCUCGGUGGAAUAAACCAAGUGGAAUUAGAUAGAUCUAAAAACCAAUUGAAGAGUAGCUUGAUGAUGGCAUUAGAAAGCAGACUCGUACAAGUUGAAGACCUUGGUAGACAAGUGCAAAUAAAUGAUAGAAGAGUUUCAAUUGAAGAGAUGUGCGAAAAGAUUGAUCAUGUCGAUUUGGAAACAAUUCGUAGAGUUGCUAUCCGUAUUCUCAGACCAGAGAAAGGUGAUCUCAACAAUGGUAAAGGUAGCGGUGAACCAACUGUAGUCGCCCAAGGUCCAUUGAAAGGUAUCAAGGAUAUCAGACGGACACUAAAAAAUUAUGGCCUUGGUGGCUAGAUAACACUUUUGCAUCGUGUUUAAUUGUAACAACAGAAGAUAGAAAUAUAAUUUGCAUCACUACUUUAUACAAUUUAUUUAGUGUCCUGUCCAUGGUUCACUAGCUCUCUUCUGUAAAUAUCUUUCUACGCGCUCAGCUUCUCUCAACCCGCUGAGGACUGCUCCAUUGACAGAACCAUGGUUGUCAAUCUCAGUGUGCUCACCAGCAAAAGCGAGUCUGUCAUCAUCUGUAGCUUGUUGAAGUGCCUUGAGAUGUUCUGGUGAUGCAUAUGUGCUAGUUGCGCCAUUGGUAUCUUGUUCCUUCAACCAGCUUGUAGAAUAAGCUUUACGUGCCUUUACACCACCAAGUCUCUCAGCGAGAACUUCUGCACCAGCCUCUUCAACUUCUUGGCGAGAGUAGCAUUUCAGAAGGCGAAUUGCACCAGCUGGCAAGAAUAUAAGCAAACUUGGAUGAUUUGGGAAUGUCUGGACGUUCAAUACGUGACUCUCUAAGAUUUCCUUUGCGGAAGUGAAGCUCUUCUUGGUUGGCAAGAUAGCAAAACCGCCAGUCUUGUAUGAUGAUCUCCACCAGUAAUCGUCGUAUGUGUAGAUCAAUUUCUCGAGCAAUCCUACUGGUGUCGAUUUGAUAGCUUCUUGUUUCUCUUUGGACAACUCUGGGUGGAAUUCAAUAGCCGUCUUUGGAUUCUGGAGGGUUGCUAAUGGAACUGUACAAACGACGACUUUAGCUUCAAAUUGACCGCGAUGUGUAGAUAUGAUGCUUUUCACUUUAUCCUUUGUGGAAAGUGAGACAACUCUAUGGUCAUAAUAAAUUCUGACUUUGUCAGUGGCGAGGGCAUCUUCCCAGAUUCUAGACAUGAGGUGUGAGUAGCCGCGAGUGACAACAGCAUCCACACUGAUGCAAUGUCAGUGAUAAAUCAUUAAACAUACAUUACGCACCCAUCUAAACCUUUUUCCCAACCAAAUCGACUAACGUCAGUGAUUUCGUUGACUGGUAAACCAAGUGGUGCGUCUAAGGAGCCAACAUAUUCCUUUGCUAUUGCGAGUGUCUCACCUUGGAGAGUCUCGUUGAGUGAUGCGUCGAUAACAUCAGCUAAUGGUCUAUUCUCAUUGCUAGCUUUAGCGGUGUCUACUGCUUUACCCAAAGCGUCUUGUAUUUGUUUCUGUAAGCCAGUAUCCAAUGGACCACGUUUGCCGAUUAUGACGGAACCAACGUCGGUACUUUCUUUUGGACCAGCUAUUUGUACGUCAACAGCGAGCUCCUUUGAGAGUGUAGCAAGUGGAUGGCUGUCUGAGUAGCCAUGUAUAAAUGAACAUCCAGCAUCAAUAUCGUGGUCCCCACUGGGUGUCGUCAGUGUACGCUAAUUCAGCAAGGGCUACUACCCACAGUCUUAUAGUGUUGGUUCUACCACCAAGUCUCUCCCUGGAUUCUAUUACAAUAACUGAGCGACCUUGUUUUGCGAGCUUUCGAGCGAGAAUAGCGCCUGCAAAACCUAUAGCUUUUAAGAGGAGAGUAUGUUGUACUAGAUGAUGACACACCGGAACCGAUAACUAUUGCGUCCGUAAUGAUAUUAUCGCUUGGAUGACCCAUUAUUAUG
Messenger RNA from Wallemia mellicola CBS 633.66, 2975 nucleotides. Its product is annotated as LuxS/MPP-like metallohydrolase. The record is from RefSeq and is a predicted model, not a curated record. The coding region runs from base 1 to 1380 and encodes 459 amino acids. Gene Ontology annotation, cellular component: mitochondrion. The transcript is spliced from 2 exons. NCBI's taxonomy places the organism in Eukaryota, Fungi, Basidiomycota, Wallemiomycetes, Wallemiales, Wallemiaceae. Gene Ontology annotation, molecular function: metalloendopeptidase activity; metal ion binding.